Cottoperca gobio is the source of this 5289-nucleotide messenger RNA. It is a transcript of the gene chpfa, whose product is annotated as chondroitin polymerizing factor a. NCBI's taxonomy places the organism in Eukaryota, Metazoa, Chordata, Actinopteri, Perciformes, Bovichtidae. The record is from RefSeq and is a predicted model, not a curated record. Gene Ontology annotation, molecular function: glucuronosyl-N-acetylgalactosaminyl-proteoglycan 4-beta-N-acetylgalactosaminyltransferase activity. Bases 215 to 2515 code for a protein of 766 amino acids. Gene Ontology annotation, cellular component: Golgi cisterna membrane. The transcript has 4 exons.
UCUGGCCGGGGAGGAGCCAGGUAGCAGCUACACUGACACGUAAGAAUCCUGCGUAAAAAUUUAAGGAAGAAGUUACAUCUUUUCUUUAAGUUGAAUGUCGAUACUGCCGCUUAGAGUCAGGCUUGAUGUAUAGUUGACCCGUCCCGGACCAGAGGCCUGUUUGGACGCUUUUGAAGCGACGCGGUGCUGUCAGACAGAGGAGCCGACGCACAAGAUGAGAUUUUCAGCGUUUAUUUCUGUCCUGCGGUCGGUCGGCCCGGUGGUAAUCGGUAUUUCUUUAGGAUUCACGUUGAGUUUAUUGAGUGUAAACUGGACGGAAGAAGCGUGUUACCGUGAAGGUAAGGAGGGUGAGGAUGUGACUGUUGGUCAGGAUGGACAGCUCAAAGGAGCCCGAAAGCCCAACUCCAUUUCGACUAUCAACGAUGUGGAGUCCGAAGAGGAUUUUGAACCGCGAAUAGUCCCAUAUAAACAAGUCCAACAGGGUGCCCCCAAGAAAGUUUUCAGAGCUAAAUACAUAAGCACAGAGUUGGGGAUACGAGAGCGUCUGUUCGUCGGGGUCCUGACAUCCAAAAACACCAUUAACACUCUGGGCGUAGCUGUCAAUCGCACCAUCAGCCAUCACCUGGACUCUGUGCUCUUCUUCACCGGCAUGCGCAACCGCAAAGUCCCUCACGGCAUGUUUGUUGUCUCUCAUGGAGAUGAGAGGCUGAUAUGGAACAUGUUUCAGAACAUCAAAUACAUCUUAGACCAUUACAUCAAUGAAUACGACUGGUUUUACUUUGUCCAAGAUGACGCCUACACAGAAGCUGACAGGAUCAGAGCCCUGGUGGAUCACCUGAGUAUGGAUCGAGAGCUUUACAUGGGCAAACCUGAGGAGUUCAUAGGUGGAGAAAUGGAAGGGAAGUACUGCUACGGAGGGUACGGGUACCUCUUGUCACGUACCUUGCUCCUCCGACUCCAGCCCUACCUGGAAAACUGCAGGAAUGACAUCCUGAGCGCGAGGCCUGACGAGUGGCUCGGAAGAUGCAUCAUUGAUUACACACACACAAACUGCGUCAGUGAAUUUCAGGGGCUUCAGUACCACUAUUAUGAGUUGGGAAAAAACUCUGAUCCGAGUAAAGAACAAAGUGAACAGUUCAAGAAAGCUCUGACCGUCCAUCCAGUGUCUGACCCUGAACAGAUGUACAGGCUGCACAGAUACUUCACUGAGCUUGAACUCCAGAAGACUUACGAUGAGAUUGCUAAACUGCAGGCAGAAAUAAAGAACGUGAGUGUGGUUGCUUUCGAGGGCAACAGAAGCGCACAGUGGCCCGUGGGGAUCAAUCCACCUUUUGAACCAAAAUCUCGGUUUGAAGUUCUGAAGUGGGAAUACUUCACGGAGGAGGAGAUUUAUUCAUGUAUCGAUGGCUCUCCAAAGUGUGAACUGCAAGGUAUUGACCGCAUGGAUGUGGCCGAUGUCAUUGACAUAGCCAUGGUAGAGCUGAACAAGAAGUAUAAGCCUGUCCUUCAACUGAAGAAGCAGCAGCUGAUUAACGGGUACAGACGCUUCGACCCCGUCAGGGGCAUGGAGUACACCUUGGACCUUCAGCUGGAGGUGGUGAACCAGAAAGGUCACAGCCGUUCCAUCACUAAGCGAGUUCAUCUGGUGCGACCUUUGAGUCGGACUGAAAUCAUCCCGAUGCCUUAUGUCACUGAAGCUACAAGGAUUCACAUCAUCAUACCUCUUACUCUGCAGGACCGGAGCUUUGUUGACCAUUUCCUACAAGUCUUUGCCUCAAAUGCUUUUGAGACCAGUGAAAAUGCCAUCCUCACAUUCUUGUUUAUUUAUGACCCAGUGGAGGCACAGCAAGUCAACCAGAAUGAUAUAUUUGCCAGCGUGAAGACUCAGAUAAACACUUAUGAACGUAAAUACCCUACAAUAAAAAUCCCAUGGAUAAGUGUUAAAACAGAAACACCAUCCCAGAUCAAAUUCAUGGACAUCAUCUCGAAGAAGCACCCAGUUGACUCGCUGUUCUUCCUGGCUAACGUCAACACACAUGUCAAUUCAGAAUUUCUGAACCGCUGCCGCAUGAAUUCCAUAAACAACUGGCAGGUGUUCUUCCCCCUCCAUUUCCAGGACUUCAAUCCUGACAUAGCUUAUCACAACCAGCCGCGUCCGGCCACAGUCGAUCUGAUCAAGGAUGCAGGCCAUUUUGACCGCAGGUCAUUUGAAGAAGCGUGUUUUUACAACUCGGACUACAUGGCGACACGCACGCGAAUGGUGGCAGACGUCCAAGAGAAUGAGGAGAUUUUAGAUACCCUGGACAUCUUCGACAUGUUCUUAAAGUAUUCAGGCCUGCACGUAUUCAGGGCAGUAGAGCCAGCGUUGCACCAGCAGUACAGCUACCAAGCCUGCAACCCACGUCUCAGUGAAGACAUCUAUCAUAGAUGUGUUCAGAGCAACUUGGAAGGUCUCGGUUCUUGUUCCCAGCUCGCCAUGCUCCUGUUUGAGCAAGAACAAGGAAACAGCACUUGAAACCAGCAGUGAACUUCUGCUCAUGUACUGUAUGUCUUUAAAUGGAUGUUAAAGGCUGUGUGUUUGUUGUAAUGGCCUCUUGAUGCGAGGCAGAACUUGGGACAAGGAUCGAGGAUUAUUUUCUUGUUGGAGGUUUUAGCUAGUUUGGAAAAUGAAUGCAGUACAUUCCCUAAUGAAACCUUUCCUUUUUAAUGUUUACAUUACUUGUCCAUACAGGUGAGUUGCCAGAACCAAAUGUUGUUGCUACAUGGACGAUUCUGAAAGCUGUGUUUAACAAUUGUUCACCACUAGGUGGCAAAACUCACCACAGGAGCACCUUGACGUGGUGCUGGCUCAUCCAGUUGUUAUGUUUAAGACCCAGUGGACACAAGGCCGCAUAGGUGACCCCUUGGAGUCACCUUUCUCUUCAUGUGUCCAGUGUAAUUCCAAUAUUCAGUGGGAUCCAAAUUACUAGCUGCAACGCUUUCACAUUUCUAGAAUGCCAUUUGAUUUAAAGGCACAAUGAGUAAGAUUUUGUUUCUUGUCGAAAAACAUAGCGAGCAGAGACCAGAUCGUAAGCACAGAUCCAAGAGGAAGCCACACAAAUGGUGUACACAGCGCUGAAAAAAAUGACAAUACAGCGAGUACAAAGUGGACAGAGCUCCUUCCCAAACAAGAGCGACUCUGGGGUUGGCUUUCAACUGCUGGCGAGCACCAGUAACCCUCGUUGAGCCGGGGAAGAGGGGCCGACUUUAAAUGUUGUGUUUACAAACCCUGCUCAUUGUGCCUUUUAAUGUUAAUAUCAAAGAUAUUGUGAAAUGGACCUUUAGUGUAUAGCUCUAAUGGAUAUACAUUAGUAUAUCGCACCACAGAUUGUGUGCCCCUUCACAUUGAAACAUUGAGCUUUUGAUAUAUACUGUUUUACAAAAGCGCAUCUUUCUUUACGUGCCUUGACACUGACUGUUUCAUUAUGCUGAAAUGAUCUUUGCUACACAGUUUUGCAGUUCAACUUCCAACACGAAUCAUAACUCUGAAUGGGUGGGAUAUAUUAUCUUUCACUGUGGAUAAAGUCUGUUCCAUAGCUGGCAGAAUUAAAUAGCUAGUCGGCGAACCUUACGUUUUUUAAAGGUGACUUGAAUCCACAGGUUGUAUACGUGCCUCAAAGCAGGGAAGGAGUCGGUAGAAAGUAUUUUCCGUUAGUCUUCAGAGGUCAUAGAUGAAGACUAGUGUAUUCCAGUAGGCCAGCAGUGUGUAUUUGAGUUAAAGUUUUCUCCAUGAACCCUUUUGAUGUUGCAAGAACAUUUUCAUUCAGGAGGCAAAGGAGAAUCAUGAAUAAUGGGGGGGAAAUAAAUCACCUUGGUAAAUGUCUGAAGUGAUUGCCCAGGUGAGUCCUCAUUGAAGUGGUACUUUAAAACAGGAUUUAAUUAGUUUAGAAAUGAUUAUUAAAUGAACAAUGUAUGGAACCUUUUUUCCACAUCAAGAAUAGCAGACUAUUUUUUAUACUCUUAAAGAAUAUGUUUAAAUGUUCCAAUGUAUUUUUUCUAAAUUAUUGAAUGAUGUCAUUGUCCUGCAUUUCCUGAGCUCAGUUUUAGAAAUGGUUCUAGAAAAGGCCUUUUCUCCAUUAUUGAGUGGUGGUUGUGGAGGUAGCGGUACUGGACACCAGAAAGUUAUUAGUAUAGUAUAAUGUGCAAUAUUAGAGAUUACACAACUGGCUAGAUGUCCGAUGGACUUUUCAUUUCAAAGACAUCUGCUGCGAGUACAGCUGUGUGUUUAUCACAUGACUGUUCAUAGCUUUACAUAAAGUAACGUGUGCUUUCUUUUCAAUGUAAGUAAAUACACUGUAAUUUCUUUUGACAAGACCUUUAAUGUAUUUUGCUGACACUAGACACUUUUCAUCAUCACAUUUGCUUUGAAAUGCAUACAAUUAAGGCAAGUCCUUUUUUAUUUAACUUUAAUUGGAUUCAAAGUAUUUGUUGGAAACACUACAUCCACAGUGGUGAUCCUCAACAGUGUUUGCUGUAUUUUCUGCCAUGUAAACAAAGACCAUAGAGGUCAUUUUAUAACGCAUCUCUUUCUUGACGAGAGCAGAAGAGUACGACACUAACAAUGUGCGGAAAUGGAAACCGAAUCUUCCAAAAAACCACUGUGAAAGAUGGAGGGCUUAGAUUACAAUAUGAAGUUAUUGUGGUGAUCUGCGUCGUCUCUGCCUUCUGUAGACGUGAGAAGCUUAAAAUUAAGCGAGCGUGGCAGAUUAAUCACCCUGUGCUGUUAACACCACCACCAUCGCUGAGCGAAGUCUCUGAGUAUUUUGUCCGUAACUUAUUUAUCAGUCUCUAUGAAUUAUGCAGAUUCUGAAUACUUCCGCACUAACAGAGGCUUCCACGGCAUUCUCUGUACAUGUAUAAAUAUUUUAUAGAUUCUAUUUUUAAGUCUUUAGUAGCUUCAUGUACACAGCAAAUGAUACUUUUAUUAUUUUUUGUGACAACAUUAAACAUCCUGUAUCUUCCUUUUGUAUUUUGUGCUUUGAAAAUCAUGUAAUUUGACCGUAAAGACAAUUUAAAAUGUGUGUAUUUCACUCUCACUUUCAAUCAAUUCAUUUCAAAGAGCAGGCAAAUACAUAGGCUCAUUUCUUUUUCAUUGAUGUUUGGACCUAUCGGUUUACAUAAUUUUAUGCAUAUGGGUACUAGUAUAACCAAAGCGAUACGUUUUAAUUAAUGCUCAUCACAUUUAAUUGUGUGCUUUAAUUCCCCAAUGAACUGUGAAUUAUUGUAAUUUUUAAAUAAAGAGUAUUUGAA